AUGCGUUCCAUUUCAGCGCUUGUGGCUUUGGCCCUUGCAGGCUCUGUCGACCUUGCUGCGGCAGGUCUUUGCAAACCCUCUUCUCCUCUACAAUCAGGCACGACUACAUCUGCUUUGAUCACCAGUGGCAGUGCAACGAAAUCAGUUCCCGCUUCUGAAACCACCGAAGGCCCAGUUGUCAUUACCAAUGCCGUGACCAACGGCGACUUUGGAGGCUACGAUCCUUCAGCAGAUGGUGGUAUCUACGCCUUUCAAGCUGGUGGCGAUGCCAGGCUUCUCCAAGGUCCUGGACACCAGGGCCAGACGGAUGAGAGGAACUGCGUACAGCUCAAGACUAACUCAGGAGCUGGCAACUCGAAAAGAGAUUUCGCAUCCGACUACCCGUGGAUUCAGCAGCAGCUCGAUAAUAUGGAACCCAGUGACUAUACCGUUCGCUUCUGGUACUCUGUUGUCAACAAUGCUGUGGCAGAUACAUGCCGCAUUGAAGGAUUCUACGGCAGUGAGAGGUUUAGCGCAACGCCAUAUUUCCCUGUUGUCAGCGAUGGCAACACCUGGAAGGAGUUUGUGGACUCCAUGGCUGUCACGACUACCAGUGGAAAGAUCCGUUUUGAACUUAUCUGUGCCAAUGGUGGCUCUGCUGAAGUUUACUUCGACCAAGUCUUUGUGUCCAACAAGAUCGGCGAAGAGUGGGUUGAUGGCAUUUCGCUGUUCUUCCCUACUUCCAAACACGCCGCUACUAUACCCCCAGCGCAGACCAACACUGCCCUUCCUGUUGACACAGCUAUUACUAGCAGUGACAGCACGGAUUCAUCUGAUCUUCCUGCAACACAAACUUCCGAGGUCCAAGCUACUACGGACGGAGCUUUGACAGCAGGCCAAACCACAGCACCAGCUCCGACAACCGCUGUCAGUUCCGCACCAACUGAAGUAGUCACUCCACCCGGCCACAAGGUUUGCGCAAAGCUCGGAGUAGGUGACGCUGGCAGAGGUUGCGGUAAGCGACCGUACAGCAGUACCCAAGGCUACAAGAGAUAUGGCGGGAGCAGUAUCACAAAGGAACAAUGCGCCGCUCUCUGUCUAACGGAUACCAAGUGCCAGAGUUUCGAGUGGCUUUACCAGGGCAGCGGUUGUGCAAACACCUGCAACCUCCUCGCCACGAGCUGGGCAGAUGUACCUACCAAUGGAGGUCUUGACGCAGCCUACGCCUACGAUCGAAGCUGUAUCCACGAAGACGAAUGCUCUGAGCAGCCCGGUGGUACGGUCUGCGUUAACGUCAAUGCUGAUACACCUGCCAAAUCUUGUACACAGCUCAAAGGCAAAGCUAAGGCGUGUGCCAAACCUUUCCUGACUGUCAGCACCAAGGCUUACUGCGGCCUGAGCAACGAGUGUCGCGAUCUUUGCGCCAAGUAUCCUUCCUGCAAAUCUUACGGUGCUACGUUUGGAAGCUGUAGUUUGUACAACGAGCGCUCAUCUGCAGUUGCUGUGGCGGGAUCAGAGCUUUACUGGUUCACUGACAUGGACUGCCAUACUUGUGGAGAGGGCAAUGCUUACUUUAACUAUAUCCCUCUUGGCCAAGAUCCAGCAAACGUCCCCCGGGGGACAUGUGCUGCGACGGAACCGACGACAUCCUCUGCUCUGUCUGCAACAACUGCGAAGCCUGUCGUCGAGCCUACAUCCAAUGCCGAGACACCCACCAGUGCAGGCCAGACUGACGAUAAUGUCUCCUUACCAACAAGUGCCCCUACCAUGACAACUACGUCCCCUUCCAACACUGCAGCAGCGUGUCCCAACGGUGUCCCAUCCCCAGGAAUCUGCACCAGCGCAAACCCAGUACCCUCGACGGCGAUUUGUGGCAAACAUGGCUGGCCUCGGAUGAUCGACCCUUACAGCCUUGGUCUCAAGGACUACCCCAACCAAAACUCCGUCGAAGACUGUGCGCUUAUUUGCAAACUAGAUAGACAGUGCAAGGCUUUUGCAUUCGACGCUACCCGCUCCAACUUGAAGUGUAUGUUCAGUCCUCUGGACUUGAACGAUGCGGGUAUGGACGAGGACCCCGGGGUUGCUGGUGCAUGGAGGGAUCUCGAGUGUAUGAAGUGCAAGUUGUGCGACGAUCCCGCCGAAACAGAGAGUGCCCCUUUCACCUCUCAGCCUACCGUGGCUCCGACAACGAUGGUGACAUCAACUCGCUCUGUUGAUGAGCCUUCUGUUACUGAAGCUACAACUAGCAGCUCGUCCACAGAGGAGUCAGCUACAACCACCCAAAAAGUCCCCCAACCCGAACCCACAGACUGUGUAGCCCCCUCAGCAUUUCUCAGUGACGACGUCACAUGUGGUCUCCCAGGAUUGAGUGGCCAACAGGCCCAAAGCGCUCGUCUUGAUAACUAUGUCAUCAAGCCAGUUGGAAGUCUAGCAAACUGCGCCGCCAUCUGUCUCCAGCGGGCUGAUUGCCGAGGAUUUGCUUACCAGAAGAGCACGACUGUGUGCUUCCCGUAUAGAGUCGGACCUGGGGGGCUGGGAAUUACGUAUAACUCGCAGGCUACUGAUAGGUUCUACGAUAGAGGUUGCUUCGGCUGUAGUUCUUAG
Messenger RNA from Fusarium sp. VM40, 2583 nucleotides. The record is from the annotation of a GenBank genome assembly. Lineage: Eukaryota; Fungi; Ascomycota; Sordariomycetes; Hypocreales; Nectriaceae.